UCUAUUUACAUCGAACAAAGUUCAGUCCUUGGGCCACAGAGAUAAAAUAGGGAUUGUAAAAUGAGUCAAACUAGCGUGAAACGAGGAUCGGAGGAAAGUUUGGAGGAUAAGCGGCACGUAGACCAGCCGGUGUAUCCAAAGCCUUUACCGAAGCGAGAUAUAAGCUACAAAGUUGACGAAAAUCAGUUCACCAUGGCGGAGAAGGCGGCCCUGCGAAAUGCCUGGCGUCUUAUUGAGCCAUUUCAGCGUCGUUUUGGCCAGGAAACAUUUUACAGAUUCUUAACCGAACACGAGCAUCUCAUCGAUUUCUUCAGGCGCGAUGGCAAAAUCAAUAUGAGCAAACUACACGGGCAUGCCAUGGCAAUGAUGAAACUGAUGGGUAAGCUGAUCCACAAGUUGGAUAUCAAUCUGCAGUUCCGCCUGGCGCUGGAUGAGAAUCUUCCCAAUCACAUGAAGAAUGGCAUCGAUUCCAGUUACAUGAAGAUGCUAGCUAGUGCCCUUAAGAGUUACAUUAUUGAGUCGUCGGUCAUUGAGAAUCACAAGUCCUGUACGCUGACCAGAGCCCUUAACCAACUGGUGCAGAUUAUAGGGGAUUACGCACAAGUGCAUGAAGCCAGAAAACGAGCCUUUUCCGUGGCCCUGAGGCAAACAAUUAUGGGAUCCAUUGAUUCCCCAAAAUCAAGUAUUUGAAGUUGGCUUUGAAAGAUCUCUCGAAAAUAUAAUUAUAUUGGGCAGUCGUUCGAUGUGUU
This is a messenger RNA of Drosophila kikkawai, 749 nucleotides long. It is a transcript of the gene glob2, whose product is annotated as globin 2. NCBI's taxonomy places the organism in Eukaryota, Metazoa, Arthropoda, Insecta, Diptera, Drosophilidae. The record is from RefSeq and is a predicted model, not a curated record. Gene Ontology annotation, molecular function: heme binding; oxygen binding.